GCGGAGAGAGCAGUACCACGGAAAGGGGAGGAGGAAGAGUUCGGGUGCGCGCGCGAGGCGUGCGACCGGAUAGUCUAGUCCCCAGCUGGUUGAGGUGGUCGACAGGCAGCGAAGAUGUCGGCAAGCGUCGCAGCCGUGGCCCGGGCCGCGACAGCCAUAUCCGGAAUCGCUGCAGCUGACAGGAGCUCAGUCGGCUUCGCCGAGAGCAAUGCGCUCCAUGGCCAGCGACUUUCCACUUCCCUCCCCUCUCUCUCCCCAUGCGGAAAGCCCCGCCGCUCCGUCAUUGUGGCUAUGGCUCCCAAGAAGAAGGUGAACAGCUACGAUGAUUCAUGGAACAAGCAAUGGUUUGGUGCGGGCAUCUUUCUGGAGGAUAUCGAGGAGAACAACGUGAACAUUUUCUCCAAGUUGGAGAAGCUGAAGGUGCUCAGCACUGUCGAGAAGGCAGGGCUUUUGUCGAAGGCGGAGAGCGCAGGCUUUUCUCUGUCGAAGAUUGAGCAAAUGGGUUUGUUGUCCAAGGCGGAGGAAUUGGGUCUCCUUUCUCUUGCCGAAAGCUUGGCCACAACCUCACCUGCAACGAUAGCGUCGUACGCUCUUCCUCUUUUCGUUGCGUCCAUUUUGAGCUUGGUUCUUAUCCCAGAUGAUACAACACUUCAGGUUGUAGUGCAGUACGUUCUGGCAGGAGCAUUUGGCCUUGGUUGCGUUGCCGCUCUGGGGGGUUCUUUCGUCCUUGGGAGCAUUCAAGAUGCAGAGGACUGAUCUUAUCACUGAUUUGAUCUUCAAAUUUAUGUGCAUCUCAUCUCAAUUUAUGUGCCUCUCAUCUCACCAAGGAUUGGGCAUUCAUGUGAU
Molecule: messenger RNA, 846 nt
Organism: Chara braunii
Lineage: Eukaryota; Viridiplantae; Streptophyta; Charophyceae; Charales; Characeae
Source: the annotation of a GenBank genome assembly